AUGGAUCGCCCCUUCAAGCAACGUCUACCAGACAAGCAGAUCCUGGAACAUGAUCGGAAGCGCGCGAUUGAGGUGCGCGUCAUGGAGGAGAGGGAUCGACUUGAGGAAAUUAAUGAGAGGAUUGAGGAGAAGCUGGCCAAGAACAAAAACAGCAAGUCGAAGACAAGCUCUAAAAAGGACAAGGAGGAGGGUGAUAAAGAGGAGGGCGAAGACGCAGACGAUGAUGAAGAGAAGGUUCUUACAGAAGAAGAAAUUGAUGCGCGGUGCGAGAUUCUUCGGGUCCGGUUACUUAAGGAGCUGGAAGGUGAGCUUGAGGGCGGGGGUGGGAGUGGCGUGUUUAAGAAGCCUGCUGCUGGGGGCAGGGAUAAGAGGCAUCUUAAGUCUUACCAGGUUCAUGAGCUUGCUGAGGCGAAGAUUGAGGAGAGCGAGCGGUUGAGGAGGGCGCUGGGUAUUCGGGAGGAUCGGGAGACUGGGGAGCUUUCUAGUUCUAGGAAUUCGAGGGAUAAUCGGGAGAGGAGGAGGGAGAGGGAUUAG
This is a messenger RNA of Penicillium canescens, 534 nucleotides long. RefSeq names its product U2-type spliceosomal complex subunit CWC21 (gene cwc21). NCBI's taxonomy places the organism in Eukaryota, Fungi, Ascomycota, Eurotiomycetes, Eurotiales, Aspergillaceae. The transcript has a single exon. The record is from RefSeq and is a predicted model, not a curated record. Bases 1 to 534 code for a protein of 177 amino acids.